GGAAAGGACAAUUGGUCGAGUGGGAGGAGCCUGCUCCAACCAAAUAGAAUAGUGGCUCCUUGUAUAGGGUGUGCACUCUAGAACUAUACUUUUCUCAACCGGGUGCUGCGGGUGGUAGGGGGAGACUGAUCACAGAAAAACAGCAGUGCUUCUUAUACCCCCCCCUUAGCUAGAGUCGAGCAGCAAAUGCCCAGCACCAUGCUCUCCAGCCUGCUCAGCCCAUUCCAGGAGCUGGAUAUGGAUACCAACUUAUCCAAGGAAUUUAUGGCUCUGCUGUCUGAGAAGAGAUUUAAUGUUAUUCCUGCUGAAGAACUGGAGAGUACCUAUUCAUCUUGCCCUAUCAACUUAAACAAAAAUGAGAAGAGUAGGGAGAAAUUAACAGAAUUCAGUGUUGAAUCUUUGGAGAGACUAUGGACCUGCAACAACCAGCUUUCUGUUCCGAAUCCCUUAUGUCGCAUCCCUUUCCUAGCUGACCGCUCUGUUAGUAUGAUUGAGGAGAGCAAAAAUAUCUUUUCUCCACCUAAGCCACUCUCUUCCCGAUACAAGACUGAGCUUUGUCGUACUUUCCAUGAGAUUGGCUCCUGCAAGUAUGGAUCAAAGUGCCAAUUUGCACAUGGGUCUGACGAGCUUAGAGGGCUUAACCGACACCCCAAGUACAAGACCGAACUGUGCCGAACUUACCACACUAUUGGCUUCUGCCCAUAUGGAUCUCGCUGCCACUUUAUCCACAAUGCAGAAGAGCAAAGGUUCAUUAAGAGUACAAAGGGACAGCGCCCUCCACUUCUGAGGCACAGUAUAAGCUGCUCAGGGAUCCCUUCUUCCACUUCUUUAGAUUCCCUCUUCUCUUCCUCACUCUCCUCCUUUUCUCCAGCUUCUCCCAGCUUUUCCCCAUCUGCUUCCAUUUUCAGCUCUGGCCCUCCCUCUCCUACACUUAAUUUGACGCCUUUCUUUCACCCGGCAUCGCCCCCUUCCCCAGGAAUACGAAGCCCUAUGCCUGUAAGAGAGUUGGCCCAGUUUCCACCUUACAAGAAGUCCGAACCAAGCACUCGGGACUGCUUUUUAGAUAAGGAGAUCAGUGCUUUGAAGGACUGCUUUUUAGAUAAGGAGAUCAGUGCUUUGAAAGACUGCAAGGAGAACUGUAGCAAUUCCACUGAAGCCAAGCGUCUCCCAAUUUUCAGCCGCUUGUCUGAUUAAUGGGCAAGCUUUAUUCAACUUUAAAAUAUGCACAGAAAAUUUAGUUCUGGGCUUCCUUGCAAUGCUAAGUGCUCAGUAAACAUGCACACAAUUAUGAUAUCCCAGUAGGAAUGUAAUAGGUAUCAAGAACAAUGUUUUAAAGAAGAGAAAAACUUACUAACGCUGGAAAUUGUGUCAUAAUUCUAUGCCAAUACAGGACUAUGGUAUAAGGCUGUAUGUUUCUGAGUAAAAGCAUCCAAUCAAAAUGUCAUCCUUACAAGCUAUGCUAUUUGAUCUGUGCUAGUGACAAGCAAGGCACCAGGAUCACAGACUGUGGCUAUAAAUGUUUGACAUUAUUAACCAAGCAAAAAUUGAUGUUGGGAACAAAUACUUAGCAAUCUGGAUAUCUUGACUUUGGGAGUGAAAAGAUCUGUACACUGUAACUUGGUAGUAAUUUUCUAGGCUUUGUUUGGUACAAAGCAGGACUAAUUCACUGAAGUGUAUUUUGCCAGUGUUAAGCCCUGUAUUUAGUUUUCAUGGCUUUUAUGUGUCAAUUAAUGCAACCUCAAAAUAUGGUUGCAUUUAUUUAAAACAUAUUGUUUUAAUGUUCUAUGAGCAAGGCACAAUAAUUGGGGGAAUUGUUAAAGAGAAAUACCUUUCCCUGCUGCCGAAGUACAGUAUGCAGUUUUACAGCCUUUAUCACCUUUGUGUGCUCUCAUAGGUAGAGCUCUAGAAAUGUGCAAACGCAUACAGCUCUUUCACUGAUAGAGCCUAAGGAUAGUAGCAAUCCCCAUGUAUUUUGUCUAUCACAUUUUUCCAAACUCAAAAUCCCCAUUGCUGCUUAUGGGGAUUGAGUUAGCACCAAUUAUUUGCAGUUUUCACUUAAUUUUCAUUACAAUUGGUGAUAUUAGGAAUGAUAACACCAAAUUUUGAGUGUAGUAAGUAUUGUGGUCAGGUAUAAUUUUCAGUCACUACAUGUGGCUGUUUUAGGCCAAUGACACACUGCAUGAUUUGAUCACUGCUGUUCUCUAGGGCAGAACUGUAGAAGUCAUGCCUUUCUCUGUGAAAUUUGCUGCCCAUUCCAAAGUUUUUUACCACCAUAAUUUUCUCUGAGGGGAUAAUGACAAUUAAAAUGAUUGGUGUACCUUGGGACCUAUGGAAUAAGAUUGAAGGUUGAUAACUUCUUUUUUUAUUUCUUAAUUGGAUCAUGGCUGCAAAAGAUUAAGUGAUAGGAUCAAGUAAUCCAAUUUCCUUGCAAGAUGCCUUGAGCCACUAUGCACCCCCCUUGCUAAUAUAUCUGUUACCACAAAAUCAGACCAGCGAGCAGCAAUACAGUAAUGACAAGGACAGACGGGGCGAUUAGUCACAUGUUUAAGAACGAAGGUAGCAUUGCUGCAAUUAGUCGGCGUGACUAAUCACCCUGUCUGUCUUCGCACUAAGUUGUCUUAAUAUGUAGAAACUCGUAAAUUCCUAAAGACUUGCAUUUUCCAUUUUUAAAAAAAGACCUAGUUUUCCUAACUGAACUUUGACCAAAUGUUGACAGCAGUUCAUCAAUCCAGUAUCUGGAAGAGUAAAUUGGCUUUUAUACUGCAACAUAAAUUGUUGGGUCACUUUUAUUUUUUUU
Xenopus tropicalis (tropical clawed frog) is the source of this 2797-nucleotide messenger RNA. Its product is annotated as provisional ortholog of ZFP36 ring finger protein like 1. NCBI's taxonomy places the organism in Eukaryota, Metazoa, Chordata, Amphibia, Anura, Pipidae. Gene Ontology annotation, biological process: regulation of mRNA stability; negative regulation of translation; 3'-UTR-mediated mRNA destabilization. The record is from RefSeq and is a predicted model, not a curated record. Gene Ontology annotation, molecular function: metal ion binding; mRNA binding; mRNA 3'-UTR AU-rich region binding. Gene Ontology annotation, cellular component: cytoplasm; nucleus. Bases 187 to 1194 code for a protein of 335 amino acids. The transcript has 2 exons.